AAAUCCAAAAGAGCCCAACACUGCUCAUCAGCUCAUGGCUAUCCUACUACCUACCUAACACGAAUACAUGCCUUGCAAGUGGAAAACGUUAAAGUCACGACUGCAAACUCAUUGAUCCAGCUGUGUAGAUUUUACGUAUCGAGAUCACAGUUUAUAAUUUAUAUUGGACCUAGGAUAGUAUCCCUGGUGAAAAUCGACGUCAUAUAUUUGGUUUGUCAUUUUUAUUAGUGCGAAUAUUUCAAACUUUCUGCAAUAGUAUCUCUCAUUAUAUGUACUACUAUAAAACAAAAACUAUUUCGAUAGUUAUAAAAAUGGUGUUUAUUGUAUAUUUGUAUCGUGAACAAUCUUGAUAUCAGGUCAUAAUGGAUUUCAAAUUUGAUGUCAACAAACUUUUCGUGAAAGAGCUAAACAAGAUAACGCACACACUAAUUCCUACGGACUUCACGAGUAACCCGCAAGAGCUGAGAGGACUAGGAAGUAUUCUGGGGUUCCUUAAAACUGGUUGGAAGAAUCUUUUUCUGUUUGAUGAGGCAGGACUUUACCAUAAACUGCGGACCAAAUGUGUUCUAGACUUUUAUGUGCACGAAUCAAAGCAACGUAUGGGGUUAGGGAAAAUUCUUUAUCAACACAUGUUAGAGGAAGAACACCUUCAACCUGAGAAACUCGCCAUUGACCGACCAUCUAACAAAUUUUUGCAGUUUUUACAGAAGCACUAUGGAGUUCAUGGCAUUAUAACACAAAACAACAAAUUCGUGGUUUUUAAAGGGUUCUUCGAUAAUGUAACCCGGCCUACAAAUGAAGUACAAUCCAUGCGGGUAGGUGAAUUUGUUUUUUCUGGUUCAUCACAGAAGCAUAGUAACAGUACUGAUGAACAUCUCUUACCCAGGAAACAUGCAAUAUCUUAUCCAGCUACAUCGAGAAGUUCGUAUGGUCGAUAUGCAGCUGCUAAACCCACAUGUUCAGUAGCAAAUAUAAUCCAUGAUGUACCAACACUUGGCCUAAUUAAUGAACCUACUGGAUCAAAAAAUUAAUGGCACAAUAUUUAUAAUGGACUUGCAGGACAGACGUUCAUGGUUAUUUCUUCAUAGUGUCCAAUAGCAACGAGAUUGUAACGUUUCUCAAUUUUGUUCUUUAUUUGAAAUAAUUAUUGUACAAAUUCAAUUUCAACUUUUAUAUUUUUUCUAUGAUAUUGGAAUUAUAUUUAAAAAUAUGAAUAUUGACACUAAACAUCGAUUAACCAUUCAAUACGAUAUUCAAUGUAACUUAUCAUCUUAUGUGUCUAGUUCAGAUGAAACCGUACGGCUGUCAAAUUUUUUCCGAUCUAUAUGGUGUUAUCAAGCAAAUAUUUUUUCUGUCCGCUGUUUUCAUUUAAAUUUCGUACGAAUCUUAACAACUGAAUCAGGUACCAAAUAAAUAUAAGAAAUACGCAUGCAGCGUAGAUCCAUUGUUGUUUUUUAUUUUUAAAAUUACUUGCCUUAUUGUUUAUGGGAUAUUUCUACGACUUCAUGAACUGAAGUAAGAAAACACCUCGCAAUUAUAAACGAUAACGGGUGAUAAAAGAACAGAUAUUAGGAGGGAGGUGGUAAGGUGCCCUUUUUUGGCAGCCUUCUAACGUACACAAAGUAUACUGUACAAUCGGGAACUGUACACGCUGUAAUUGUACACAUGUAAGCUUUACACAUUAAAAUUGUACACAGGGGACAGUGUACACAUCAGAAUCAUACACACUGCAAGCCUCACUUUUUGUAUAUACGAGAAUCACUUGGCGCGCGUUGCGCGCCUGUUUCUUUAAUAACGAUGAAAAAAUAGUUUUUCGAAAAUAAUUACCACAAUCACACUCUUUCCAUAUGUAUUACUUGCCUCAUACAUAUUGGUUACCCUAUACGUAUUAUUUGCUUUAUACGUAUUACUUGCCUCUUACGUAUUACUUCCGCCAUACUUAUUACUUGCCUCAUACGUAUAACUUGCUUCAUACGUAUUGCUUACUUCAUACGUAUUCGUUACCCCAUACGUAUUACUUGCCUCAUACGUAUUGCUUACCGCAUACGUAAUACUUGCUUUAUACGUAUUGCUUACCCCAUACGUAUGGCUUGCCUCAUACGUAUUACUUACGACAUACUUAUCACUUGCCUCAUACGUAUAACUUGCCUCAUACGUAUUGCUUACCCCAUACGUUUUGUUUACUUCAUACGUGAUCGUUACCCUAUACGUAUUACUUGCCUCAUACGUAUUGCUUACCGCAUACGUAUUCGUUACCCCAUACGUAUUACUUACGCCAUACUUAUCACUUGCCUCAUACGUAUAACUUGCCUCAUACGUAUUGCUUACCCCAUACGUAUUGCUUACUUCAUACGUAUUCGUUACCCCAUACGUAUUACUUGCCUCAUACGUACUAUAUGGGACAUUCUUAGUCAAAUCACGGGGUCAUCUGCCUGACCCCUUACGAUUUUGAUAAUAUGAGCUAUUUUUGGUUGAUUUUAGGCUGAAAUUAAGCCUCUAAUUUUUUUAGAUUUUUUCAUUAAUUUUUCUAAGCUCCAUCAUUUUGAAUAUCACGAUUUUUGCAAUUUCUCAAAAAGGACCAUUUUUUUUAUCUGAAUUUUUUUUCACAGAAUCAGGUACACAAUACACGCAUUUUAAGCACAGCAAAAAUCUGG
Molecule: messenger RNA, 2654 nt
Organism: Aphidius gifuensis
Lineage: Eukaryota; Metazoa; Arthropoda; Insecta; Hymenoptera; Braconidae
Product: alpha-tubulin N-acetyltransferase-like
Exons: 6
Coding region: 363-1031 (222 amino acids)
Biological process (GO): alpha-tubulin acetylation
Cellular component (GO): microtubule
Molecular function (GO): tubulin N-acetyltransferase activity
Source: RefSeq, a predicted model, not a curated record